Dimorphilus gyrociliatus is the source of this 1556-nucleotide messenger RNA. NCBI's taxonomy places the organism in Eukaryota, Metazoa, Annelida, Polychaeta, Dinophilidae. The record is from the annotation of a GenBank genome assembly.
GUCCAUAACUGAUUUUCGCUCAGUAAACAUUCGGAAGCUGAAAAACCCGCAAUAGAUCCUGUUGGUUCAUUUAUUUUUUCUGCUUCGAGAUAACUUAUCACCUACAUAUUAUAAAGGGUAAAAAUUUUAUAUAUAUAUUCUCUGUUUUUUCGAAUUUGAUGCAAAUUUUAUAAAGAGCUAUCUUCGUCGAUUUACUUUUGCUUACAAUGAUAAGACCUUUUAGACUUAAAAGCAAAACGCAGCUGAUAUUAUCGGACUCAUGUAAAAAACAGUUGAACAUAGAUUAAUUUAUAUACACGUAAAAAACUAAUCGUUUGAAAUUUUUUGUGCAAAUCUAGGCCUAAUGCAUUUCUCUGUGGCGGUGCCCAUGAAAAAUCUUUUAUUUGUCCAAAUGAACUUGAUGAGACAACGUUUUAGUUAUCUACUGGAUUUUUGACCUUCAAAGUGUGAUAUGCAUCCCACUAUAAGAAAUUUAAAGGAAAUUCAUUAAGGAAAGGAUAUUAUUUACUCUGGUUAAUUCGCUUUCUAUCAUGUUCGACGCUGACGAAGGAGAAUCAAUAUGCAUCAUAGAUCUUUUACCAACACUGGAGUCUAUAACUGUAUUGAUAGGAAUAGCUUCAACUGUCAUUACUCAUACUCUACUUUCUUCAUCAGCCAUAGGCGCUGUUCUAGUUAUAUCCGUUUUUACAAUCAUAUUAGAUUUAAUACCUGGUUUUUACGAUUUUGAGGCUUUGGGUAAAGUAUACAGGCCUGGAACAACUACAUGUUUCUAUUGUGGACUUUUGGUACCAGUAGCAGAGCUCUUGACAAGGCACUCAGCCGGUAACAACGAAUGCUUUGGAAGAACAGUGGCUUUUUGUGGAUGUGUACUAAUCGUUUUAUUAGUACGAAAUUUGACAUUGGCGGCAGACACUUUACAACCGGAUGAUGGAUUUACAAGCAAAUUCUCUCAUAGCUUUUUUAUAUCAAUUGCGUUUGCUUUAUUAUUAUCAAUAAUUUCUUAUUUUGUAUGGAAUAUAGCAAUAUGGAUUGAUCCUGAAUUUUUAGUUCUUGCCGCAAACUGCGCCCUUAUCGGAUUUUUGAUAAUAGAAUCUGUAAGAUCGUUGAAAAUUCAACCUUUUGGGUCUUGGUUACGAGAAUACUUAGAAAUAUUUAUUGACGAGAAAGAUCAAGGAAACAUUAUAUUAACUCAUAUUUAUUUACUUGUUGGUUUUACUUGUCCUCUUUGGUUGUAUGGAAGCAGCUUUGAGAAGAUUCCACCAGCUGUCCUAAGCGGGGUUCUUUCUCUUGGUAUUGGCGAUACGGCUGCUGCUGUGGUUGGUUCUAAAUAUGGUGUAAGAAAAUGGCCAGGGUCAAAUAAGUCUUUGGAAGGAACUACUGCAGCAAUACUCUUUCAAAUUAUCGCUAUCAUGAUACUUAAACUGACAGGAAUCAUGCAACAAAUUUCAGUUUUUCGACUAUUCACGGCUAUUGUUAUGACAUCGUUUCUUGAGGCAUUUACGGCUCAAAUAGACAAUAUAGUGUUGCCGUUGUAUAUGUAUGUGUUAUUGAUAUAG